AAUCAUAGGCGGGAUUUCGAAUAGUGCUUUACGUCAAGUUUCUUCCUUUGGUGAAGUCAUUUAGUCCAUCACUUCUUGGCUUGUCAGUUUCGUAGUUUAAAUAAAUCGUUGGUUACAGAUACGGCGAUAACAAUGGACCAUCCCCUAUGCAUUCCCAAUUGUCAAACUGUUAAUAAUGGACCUAUCUUAACACUUCCCGAUCUCCCUAUUUUGGAGUUUUGUGCCAUUUCCUUAAAAUUUUCUAUAACUGCUCUUCUAAAGUUUCCUAAAAAAAGGACAAAAUUUCCCACAAAAUAGGGAGAUUGGGUAAUAUGUUAUUGUCGAGUGUAAAUAAAUCUAACACAACAUAGAAGUCUCAAAUGUCUUCUGAGAGAAAUCGUUUUGACUCAUGAAGUUUGAUAAGUAAUUCCAAACUGAAAUCGAUGUCUUGGUCGAGUAUUAGAUCUUGUUUCAUAUGUAGUGGACAACACGGCCGAAGCAUUCAUCGAUAGCGUUUCAGAUUUUUCAUAAGCCGACUGGCAGUAUUCAGUUUUCUCACAUUUUGCAUUAAGAGCAUAACAGAACCGAUGUGAACUGGGAAGGUGUUCUCUAACACACGAAAAAAACAAGACCUUAUACUCGAUCAAUAAUUCGAUUUAAAUUUAGGUUUAUCCAUCAGACUUCAUGAUUCGAAACAAUUUGUCUGUGGAUCCACAGAAGUCUAACACUCAGUGUUAGAUUUAUUUACGCUCGACAAUAGCAUACCAAGGUUCUUCGUAGCAGUUUCAUUAUUAACAUUUUGACAGUUGAGGACGCAGAGAAAGAUAUCUGAAUGAGCUACUUCCCAGGCUCGGGAUCAUUCAUACAAGCGAUUAGACGAAUAAUGUGUUCAGUAUUUAGCUGCUCACCAAAAUUAUACUUAGAAGCCCUAGUUUAAGUAAUAGUAUUAAAUCCCUGGUUUUAAGCAUGAAAUAAUGUGUUGUGUUACGCACUAUCACGGGUUUAAUACGAUAUUACAAGAAGACCAGUUAAUAAUCGUUCUAGUUUGUGGAACCAAAGCAAAGUUAGCUAAAAAAAUUCCGGAAUUUCCAGCAAACCAUGUACUUCGUAUAGAAGCCAUGGAAUCCGCGGCAAUCUCAUCUUUCUUUAGGUUAUUUGAUAAAUAUCAGGCGUUGAGCCGUUCUAGGUAAUAUUCGCCUUCCCUCGGCGACAAUUCGGUAUGUUGGGUUUCAAGAUUAUUAGGAUCCAGGAUAAGCCCAACACUGAAUAUGAAAUUUUCUAAGUAUCAAUGACGCUGUUGCAGUAACAAAAACAGCAAUAGGAAAUGAAUAAGAAGUAUAGUAUUAUAUUAUAUAAUUAUAGUCGAUUGAGACAAAUGAUAAAGCACUUGAAAUGUACGCUGAUUUAAAUAGACACCCACCACUUAGAAGUGGUGAUGUAUGUACUUUUGAUGUAGUUACUGGCUAAGCAUUAUUUUCAAAUUGUCUUGCACUUAAAACCAAAAUAUUUAGUUUAUAAGAACUACACUGGUUUCCGAGUUCUCUCUUGAAAGUUGUUAACGUGUUUAUUAAGGUGCUAUUUAAAGAAGACUGCCAUUUUAGUGAUUGUGCAACCUUGUUGACUCUGGUCUUAAUGACGCAUUACAUCCUAUCUUCUUUGUUUACAUUGAGUUCUAGUGAGUUAAGGUGCGAUAAACAGUAACGAAAAUUUCCACAUCUUUAUCUACACUUCUAAAAGCACAUUUCGUUUUGCAGAUGACUCAUGCUAUAAAUAUGUCCGCUAAAGUAUGAAUUGUCACCCUAUGGUGAAUGGUAUUCAGUAUGUUGAACCCAAAGGUUUUAACACACGGUCAACACAAAUCUCACACCAACUGCACAUAGGAAAAGUUCGGUAAACCUAUUUGCGUACUGCUUUAUUCACAUUGUUACUCAGAUGCAUAUCACUUUAUAUUCGACGCCAUUCCGUUUAUGAAUGUUACUACGCAUCGCACUGAGAAAUAUGUCGAUAAGCAUGAACAUUUGGUGACAGUUUUUGUUGAUACAUAAAUCAACAAAUAUAUACAAUUAGACCCCAAAUAGUCACAUCUACUUGUGUAUCGUCGCGAAAGAGAAAAAUACCCGUACUGGUUAGUCAUACGUAAAAUCGAAAGGUGUAAGACACUUGCCAGAUUGGAAAUACCAUUCGCAUAAAGUACAUCCUCUGUACAAACUGAGAGUCAGGAUGAAAAAUAUUGAUGUGCAGAAACCAGGUAUUUUGCAUUUAAUCCCAUAUUGAAAUAGUUAAGUUAAAAAAGAAAGUUGAUAAAACUUAAGAAGGCGAAGGUUCUUCUUACUUACGCCUGUUACUACCAAUGGAGCACAGAUCGCCGACCAGCAUUCUCCAACCCACUCUGUCCUGGACCUUCCCUUCCAGUUCUAUCAAAUGUUUCUCAUGUCUGUCUCCAUUUUUCAAGAUGAUGUGUUCUUUGGUCUUCCUCUUUUCCCUUGGCCUUGAUGAUUCCAGUUAUAAUUUGUCAACAAUGGGAAACUAAGUACAAACUUCGAAAGUACUGUCUUUUAGUCUGAUUAUAUGCAAGAGUGCAUCUUAGAGCCGAUCAAAUCCCAUUCUAUUGAUCCUAACAGUAUCUGUUCUCUGGCGUGUUCUAUCAGUAAUGACAGUAGCAAUACAUAUUUCACAAAAAGGGUUGAUAGUAAAAUCCAGCCUAGGAUAAUUUUAAAGUUGAUUUUAGGUAGUACAUAGGAUGGAAGUAUAAUGCUAAAAAAUGCACACAAGGUUUAUAAUUAAGAAACUUAACCGUUUGGACUGGUCACUCAAUCACUGUCUGAAGAGGUUUUUAGUGAGCUAGUAACCCAACAAAAUCUGGGGAAAAAAUAUGGGAAAUUCAGGAUUUCUGAGUGGUACGGUUCUGUAACCCGAUGCUACUAAGGCUUAAAUUGUUCUUUUUGGAAUUUUUGUUCACUGAUCCUCGCAGUUUAUAAAACAAAUUUCAUCAUCAAAUGUAUCAAAACUACUCAUCACUGGUGUGACUGAAACAGUGUGUGAUUGAUAUUACUCCACCACUUUAGGUUGCACGUACUUAAGAAAUAAUUAGAACAAAUGAUACGAAAGCGAAGUACUCCUAUUAUAUUAAAGAGUUUGCAUUUACAUCUCUUUGCUUGUAAGACGCAUGAUGGUGAAACUUAGCAGGUUACUAGUUGUGAAUCAACUUUUAUGUUUCAUCUAUCGUAUCCUUAUCUACUCAGUUGAUGAUUUCGUCUUAGAACAUAUUAAGCUCUGGCGUAAAAGUAACCAGUGCCUGAUAUUGGAGGAUUUCAAUGCACCUGUUAUAAAUUGGAAAGGUUUAUCCCCAAUGGGACCCAACAGUGUGCUCGAUAGUAGUCUUCUUAUGUCUGCGAUGAGGAAUGCUUUGUUACAGCAAAUAUUUAAACCUAUACGUUUGGGCAUUUGACUCCUCAUUUUUGCAGCUACUUUGAUUUACGUUUAGCCAGCGCUGGGAUGAUGGACACGGUACAGGAUAUGAAAGAAAGUUGCACAAGACUGACACCUAUCGGUCCUUCACGGCUUCAUGGUUAGGGUCCUAAAUACAGGGCAAUUCAGUGGCUUGAGACGUUAUCAGACAAAGUUCAGAAAGGAAUCUAGUGGCGGCCCUGUUGUAUUUUUUUUUACUUUUUCAUAAAAAACAAGCAGAACCUUAACUAUUAGGAUUCUUCCCGGUUGUAUUUUUCUUAACUAAACUGCUCCUUCUAUUAUUCACUACUCACUUAUUUUUAUCCCAUAUUUCGUCAUACCUUUCUCUAUCGUCACAGUGUCGUUUUCUUAUUGUGAAGCGUGUAUCUAGGUGCCCAUUAUUCAUGUUUUAAUAAAUAAAUAAAAACAGGUGAAUGACAAACACAUCUCCCAUUGCCUAACUCAUGGUUAAAACAGGUUAUAAGAUAGGUCUUAACUCAGCAUACUUAGUCUUGUGUAGAAGUUAUCUAAGGCAAAUACUUGGGUUUGUUAGAGCGUUAGUCAUACGGAAACCUGCCUAUGCUCGAAAAUAAUUUUCAUUUACACUAAAUGUACGCUGAUAAUACUAACUUAUCGUUCAAAAUGCCGUGAUUCAUAUCGUUUUUCCUUAUUAUCACCUCUGUAUUCCAAUAUGUCUAGUUUAGCAUUUAUUUUUCUGAUGUCUCGACAAGUAAAUACAUGAUCAGAUUGUUUAGAAUGUAUUGCGUUAAUAUAUCAUGUGGUUAAACGCUGUUUUCUCUUUGCAUUAUCUAAGAAUGUAGUAGUUGAUGAUGAAAUUAGUUUAUAGUGUGAAGUAAUUCUUCUGGAACUAUUAAAUGUGGACUUGGACGAAUUUCAGUUUUUCAUGCCAUUAAUAUUUUUAUUUUUCUCUCUCCCUAUAUAUAUCUGAGAUUGUUGUUUUUCUGAAUGUUUCAGAUUCUCCAACUACCAUUUACUAAAUGUGGAGACAAAAAUUGCUUCUCAGUGUUAGGUUAUGUAGCAAUCUUUGUAUGAACAAAGAAGUGUCUGAAAUUUCACGCCAUCGUGAUUGUUUACAGUUAUGGAACGAAAUUAAAGAACAACAAGUUAACCUUUACUUGUCACCACGUGUUGAGAAAGUCAUAGUUACAUAUCGUGGAUUUUUAGGGGAAUCAACUUUGGAAAUGACUAAAGGUAUAUCAACACCUCUAGAUUGUGCAAAGCAUUUGUCUGAGAUCUUGGUCAAAGAAAGUGUUAUUGCUAUGGUUAACAAUAAUCCAUGGGAUAUGAAUCGGCCACUGUCAUGUGAUUGCUCACUUGAUUUUGUGCAAUUCAAGGGUCCUCAUUAUGAUCCGACAGUUGCAAAUAACGCAUUUUGGCAAUCAUGUACACUCCUUCUAGCCGCCACUUUAGAAACAGCUUUUCAUCAAGAACAUAAUGUUCGUGUAAUCAAUCUCCCUUUACUUAACCCAAAAAGUGGUGGAUUCGUAUGUGAUAUUUCAUUUAAUCCAGGACAUCAAUCUUUAGAGAAUUGGACGCCUUCACCUCAAGAAUUAUAUGCAUUAAAUACACAUAUUCAACGGAUGGCUGCGGACGACUUAAGUUUUGAACCUUUAGAUGUAUCAAUUCACAGUGAACUACUUCAGAAGUUAUUUUCUGACAAUCCAUUAAGAUCACAGCAGAUUAGUCAUGUAUUCAACGAACAUCAAGACAGUAGUAAUACACUACAACUUGACUUAUCUUCAAACAAGGAUAGAUUUACAGAAAGGUCCACCCUACCUGUAUACCGAGUGGGGAAAUUUGUUGAGGUACCGACAUCAAACUCUACCUAUUAUCAUAACAUUGUAUUGACAUAAAAUGGUUACUGUGCCGUUAAGUAGUGAAGGUUCUUACUGAUUUAGGUCUAUCGACUUAAUUCAAAAUAGAGUCACACGUUAGUAAAUGUAGGUCAUAAUUAUCGGAUGGAUCUAAAAAACUAAUGUAAAAUAUCCCAUCAUUUCAAUCGUAACGUACUGUUACAUUUUCUCAAGAAAAAGAAAUAAGUUUUUAGGCAUUCGUAGAGCUGUGAAUAAUCAUUUCGAGCUUGUUCACCAAACAAUCAAUUGCUAAGCCCGAACCAUUCUGUCAGUGAAUUAACCAGUUAGUAUCAUCAUUCCCUAUUAAAUAAUUAUCUUACAGCUUGGAUUGAUUUAUUUACAAAUAUUUUAAAGGAUAGUUUAGUUAAGACAUAAUUCUUUCUAUAUUGUGAUGAUAUAUAUAAAUGCAGAUAUAGAAAAGCAUUCAUUGAGGCUAUUUAUUUUAUUUGAACACAAAUAUUCAUACGAGGGAGCACCGACUACAUAUGUGCCUCAUAGGUCAGUUGGCUUGUGUGUGUGCUGUGAUACUGCCGGGGUACCCAGACCAGAGGCAAUUUUCUAGCUUUCGACCUAGAGAUCUAAUCCAAAAGACAGUGUGGCAACGUAAGGAGAUGCAGUCCCGUUGCGGCCGGUGACUAAUAAUUGGUUCAAACACCAUUUGUUCCUCCAAGAUACUGGAGCCCAUGUGCACCAAUGGUUUGGAAUCAGGGUUUUCCAACUCUGCCAGGUGGACUCUCCGUCUCCUUAGUUUCGUAAACACUCCCGCUACGAUAAGGUAGUGAGUAGGACUUCCCUGUCAUGUGAGAGCAUUUCGAGAAACCUAACUCUUCCCACUCUCGGCCGUACCAGGGCAUUUGGCAGCCAAUGUAAUAAUGCGCGAAGCUUAUACCACAUAUAUGUUAAUAAUAAGCGAAUGCAUCGGUAAAUGCAAAUCUCAUUUAGACACCAGGCUGAAUACAGUUUGUUACGUGUCGAAAAGGUAAGAUAUGCUCUAUAUGCGAUUUGUCUAAAAUUAUGUGGAAUAUUUAUCUUAUUCUGUUUUAUUGUGUGAAAUGUAUAGUAUUUUUGGCGAUUCGUUAGACACAAAAUUUGUUGAUCGUACAACAAUUUUACUUUAUCGUUUUUAGUGUUUCACUAAUGGCCCAUUAAUCCGAUCAACUGGCCUUAUUGGAAAAAUAUCCAUCAGUUCAUUUUCCCGAAUAGGUCAUCUUCGAGGAUCUUCAAGUAACGUUGUCUAUCGUGUUCAAGGUGUGGCUAUUCCAUCUGCAUUCCUUACACAUUUCACGACAUUUCAUCGUCUUAUGGAAUGGUCUAAAUUACCGAAUUCAGAAGUCGACAUUUAUCCAGAUUACGUGGAACCUUUACCAUGAAAGCCAAACUCAGAUAUUUGUAAAUCUCGUUUUCUACUGCAUUUGAAAUCACUACUUUGUUUAACUAUUCAACAGAGUACUACAAAUAGCAAAUUGAUCUGUUUUCGCUCUUGAUAAUUAUGAAUUUACAACCAUUAUUUCGUCAUGUAGUGCCUGAAGUUUGCUGUGUGUGGUUGCUUAGUUAACGCUCGCUGACUGGAAACUACAGCUGAGCAGCAAAAUGCCGUUCGUAGUUCAUUGCACCGUAAACUAUGAAUAUAAUAUCACCAAUCAUUCACGAUUUUGUUGUUAAUUCAAUAAAUUUAGUGUGCUCAGUGUAUUACAAGUUUCAUAGUACAUUAGUUAUUAAUGUCACAAAUGAAUGGUCCACAAUUGCCUUAGGAAUGGAUGUCUCCAGAAGAUGCCAUAGCGUUUUCCAAACCCACCCUCCGUUAUCCUAACUAUGCAACUGACUUCUCAAUCCAUUAUUCAGUACUAGGUUUUACCAUCAUGCAGAAUUCUUUUCAGAAACAUCAAAACAAAGUCGGUUGACAAUUAGUAGGCAGAAUAAAAAAGAUCCACCGAAGGAAUUUUCUUUACAAUGAAAUCAUUUACUCAAGUUGUACAUUCGCAUUUAUAGUUGUAUGGUAAAUAAAAUUCUAUAGAAGGAUAGAAAGGGUCGUAUCAUAAAGUGGUCUGGGAGGGUGCGCAAUAAUCCGGGGGUUAGAGAAGAAUAGAGUGGAAGUAAUUUACGGGUUAAAUUUUUGAUAGUUAUCCCCUUGACAGAUAUGAAGAAAAAAAGAAAAGCAUAAAGUUCAUAAUACUUACUUAACUUACGCCUGUUACUCCUCGUGAAGGAGCAUAGGCCACUCACCAGCAUUCUCCAUCCAACCCUGUCCUGGGCAAUCCUUUCUAGCUCCGUCCAGUUAUAAUUCAUCGUUUUCAUAUCUGCCUCUAUUAUCCGACGCAAUGUGUUCUUUGGCCUUCCUCUUUUUCGCUUCCCUUCAGGAUUCCAAGUUAGGGCUUGCCUCGUGAUGCAGUUUGACGAUUUGCGUAAUGUAUGUCCUAUCCAUUUCCAUCGUCUUUUCUUAAUUUCUUCUCCAGCUGGAAGUUGGUUUGUUCUCUCCCACAGAAGGCUAUUGCUGAUGGUAUCCGGCCAAUGGAUGUUGAGUAUCUUGCGUAGACAGCUAUUUAUAAAUACUUGUACCUUCUUGAUGGUGGUUGUUGUAGUUCUCCAAGUUUCAGCUCCAUACAGUAGAACUGCCUUGACGUUCGUAUUGAAGAUUCUCACUUUGAUAUUGGUUGAAAGUUGUUUUGAGUUCCAUAUGUUCUUCAAUUGUAGGAAUGCGACCCUUGCUUUGCCGAUCCUCGCCUUUACGUCUGCAUCUGAACCUCCUUGUUCAUCGAUGAUGCUUCCCAGGUAUGUGGAGGAUUCUAAGUCUUCCAGAGUUUCGCCAUCAAGAGUGAUUGGGUUGCUAUUCUCCGCUUUGAAUUUGAGGACCUUGGUUUUCCCUUUGUGUAUGCUGAGGCCUACUGAUGCAGAGACUGAUGCCACACUGGCUGUUUUUAUCUGUAUUUGUUCAUGUGUGUGCGAUAGGAGGGCUAGGUCAUCUGCGAAGUCCAAAUCGUCUAAUUGAUUCUGAGCUGUCCAUUGUAUUCUGUGUUUUCCUUCAGAUGUUGAGGUCUUCAUAAUCCAGUCGACCACCAGAAGAAAGAGGAAGGGAGAGAGUAAACAGCCUUGUCUGACUCCGGUCCUUACUUGGAAUGCAUCUGUCAGCUGUCCUCCAUGCACUACUUUGCACUGUAGUCCGUCGUAUGAGUUCCGGAUAAUAUUGACAAUCUUCUCAGGAACUCCGUAGUGUCGAAGAAGUUUCCAUAAUGUCCUCCUAUCUACAUUGUCAAAUGCCUUUUCAUAAUCAAUGAAGUUGAUGUACAGUGACGAGUCCCACUCAACUGAUUGUUCGGCGAUGAUCCGUAGUGUCGCAAUUCGGUCUGUGCACGACCGAUCCUUACGGAAUCCAGCUUGUUGAUCUCGAAGUUGGGCGUCUACUGCAUCUUUCAUCCGGUUCAGCAACACUCUGUUGAAGACUUUCCCUGGUAUUGACAGUAGUGUAAUGCCUCUGUAGUUUUCACAUUUGCUCAGAUCUCCUUUCUUUGGAAUCUUGACGAGGUGUCCUUCUUUCCAGUCCAUCGGCACUUGUUCC
Molecule: messenger RNA, 8853 nt
Organism: Schistosoma haematobium
Lineage: Eukaryota; Metazoa; Platyhelminthes; Trematoda; Strigeidida; Schistosomatidae
Product: 54S ribosomal protein L39, mitochondrial
Exons: 2
Coding region: 4425-5300 (291 amino acids)
Biological process (GO): threonyl-tRNA aminoacylation
Cellular component (GO): mitochondrion
Molecular function (GO): nucleotide binding; threonine-tRNA ligase activity
Source: RefSeq, a predicted model, not a curated record